Molecule: messenger RNA, 7256 nt
Organism: Myripristis murdjan (pinecone soldierfish)
Lineage: Eukaryota; Metazoa; Chordata; Actinopteri; Holocentriformes; Holocentridae
Gene: prkcaa
Product: protein kinase C, alpha, a
Exons: 17
Coding region: 192-2207 (671 amino acids)
Biological process (GO): protein phosphorylation
Molecular function (GO): ATP binding; zinc ion binding; diacylglycerol-dependent serine/threonine kinase activity
Source: RefSeq, a predicted model, not a curated record
GCAGGGAGAGCCCGCAGACAGUCCAGCGUCUCCAGGCAGGACUCAGUGAAGACUACCGCUCCGCACUGCGCUGCUUCAGCACAGAGGGCUGCCAGCCUGAAGGGACUCAAACACUCCUAGAAACACUCAGAGACACGCAUAAAGCAACAUCACUGCUUUAUUUUUGUGUUUUUUUUUGCGUGUGGGGGGCCAUGGCUGAUGUAAGUUCAAACGAGUCGUCCACCUCGGACGUGGCGAAUAGGUUCGCUCGCAAAGGUGCUCUGAGGCAAAAAAACGUCUUCGAAGUCAAGAACCAUAAAUUCAUAGCCAGGUUCUUCAAGCAGCCGACUUUCUGCAGCCACUGCACCGACUUCAUCUGGGGAUUUGGAAAACAAGGAUUCCAGUGCCAAGUUUGCUGUUUUGUGGUCCACAAGAGGUGCCAUGAGUUCGUUACGUUCUCCUGCCCCGGGGCGGACAAGGGGCCUGACACAGACGACCCCAGAACGAAGCAUAAGUUUAAGAUCCACACUUAUGGGAGCCCCACCUUCUGCGACCACUGUGGAUCUCUGCUGUAUGGCCUCAUCCAUCAGGGCAUGAAAUGUGAAACCUGCGAUAUGAACGUCCACAAGCAGUGUGUGAUGAACGUCCCCAGCCUUUGUGGGAUGGACUUCACCGAAAGGAGGGGACGUGUUUACCUCAAGUGUGAGGUCAACGGGGAUAAACUGCAGGUCACAGUGAGUGAAGGCAGGAACCUGAUUCCCAUGGACCCCAACGGCCUGUCUGAUCCUUAUGUCAAGCUCAAGCUCAUACCAGACCCCAAAAAUGAGACCAAGCAGAAGACCAAAACCAUCCGCUCCAGUCUCAACCCCACCUGGAAUGAGACCUUUACUUUCAAGCUGAAGCCAACAGACAAGGACCGCAGGCUGUCGGUGGAGGUGUGGGACUGGGACCGGACCACCAGGAAUGACUUCAUGGGGUCCCUUUCCUUCGGUGUGUCGGAGCUCAUGAAGGCUCCUGUCUGCGGCUGGUAUAAGAUGUUGUGCCAGGAGGAGGGGGAGUACUACAACGUGCCCAUCCCAGAGGAAGAUGAUGGCAAUGAAGAACUGAGACAGAAAUUUGAGAAAGCCAAGCUAGGUCCCACCAAGAAGGUGAUCACCCCGACGGACGACAACCGCUCCAGUCUGCUGCCCUCCAACAACCUUGAUGAGGUCAAACUCAACGACUUCAGCUUCCUGGCUGUGCUGGGGAAAGGCAGCUUUGGCAAGGUCAUGCUUGCUGAGAUGAAAACCACUGAGGAGCUGUACGCCAUAAAGAUCCUGAAGAAGGACGUGGUGAUCCAGGACGAUGAUGUGGAGUGCACCAUGGUGGAGAAGAGGGUCCUGGCCCAGCAGGACAAGCCACCCUUCCUCACACAGCUGCACUCGUGUUUCCAGACUGUGGACCGUCUGUACUUCGUCAUGGAGUAUGUGACUGGAGGAGACCUCAUGUAUCACAUCCAGCAAGUGGGCAAGUUCAAGGAGCCGCAGGCAGUGUUCUAUGCAGCAGAGAUCGCUGUUGGUCUCUUCUUCCUGCACAAGAAAGGAAUCAUAUACAGGGAUCUGAAGCUGGACAAUGUGAUGCUGGACUCUGAGGGACACAUUAAGAUUGCAGACUUUGGCAUGUGUAAAGAGAACAUGGACGAGGGAGUCACCACGCGCACCUUCUGCGGGACCCCGGACUAUAUCGCCCCGGAGAUCAUAGCAUAUCAGCCAUAUGGACGUUCUGUAGACUGGUGGGCCUAUGGAGUGCUGCUCUAUGAAAUGCUGGCAGGACAGCCUCCAUUUGACGGAGAGGAUGAAGACGAGUUGUUCCAGUCCAUCAUGGAGCACAACGUGUCCUACCCCAAGUCCUUGUCGAAAGAGGCCGUGUCCGUCUGUAAAGGGCUGAUGACCAAGCACCCGUCCAAGCGUCUGGGCUGCAGCCUGGAGGGAGAGAGGGACAUCAGAGAGCACGCCUUCUACAGACGCAUCGACUGGGAUCGCCUCGAGAACAGGGAGAUACAGCCUCCGUUCAAGCCCAAAGUGUGUGGCAAAGGAGCAGAGAACUUUGACAAGUUCUUCACACGUACCCAGCCACAGCUCACGCCGCCAGAUGAGCUGGUUAUCGCCAACAUCGACCAGGCUGACUUUGCAGGGUUCUCUUUCAUCAACCCACAGUUUGUACACCCCUCAUUGAACGUCACCGAAUGAGAAGGAUGGGCAACGAUCUCCGUAAAGAAUCUCCCUGCUCACUGCCACCCACUAAAGCCAACCGCCAAGCUAACAUCUGACCACAACUUGAUCAACGCCCAUACUAAACCUCUGUGUAUUGAUUUUAUUAGGAAGCAGCAUUCUAGAACAUGUUUUUUUCUGUAUGAUGUCUGUGCCGGAAUGAAUAGAUUAUCCAGCAUAAAUGUAAAGGCUACCACAAGAAACAAUUUUUGAUCAUGAGAGUGCAGACAAGGAUGCCCCUUUCUUCCCCUGUAAUUUGUAUUGGACACUUUAUUAUCUCUUAAAGGCAUUGAGAUGGGAGAAAGGGUGUCAGACUUUAUUAUGCUAUGCCAGUAUAUGACUUAAUUAAGAGCUUAAUUAAGGAACUUUUAACUAUGAUAACAUUUAAGGGAUGGAUUAACUAAUUUUGCAAAAACUGAUGUCUCGCAAUUUGUUGACGCUUUACUAAUCUCAAUGGAUUCCCAUUACAGCCUGCACCAGUGGUGGGUUUAUAGUUCACAAUAUAUUCUGUAUGGAUCAUUAUCACUAUAUAGAUAUUAUGUGAUGACCUAAAAGCCACUCACAUAAGGCAGUGUAGAAGCUAAAGCCAAAUAUGAAGGACAGGGGGUGCCAGCGCUGAAGCAGCACCUUGUGAUUUAAUGUUUGUAUACUGUAUCUUGUUUACAGUUUUCUUCCCAUUUCUGUUGUUUUUAUGGUGAUGGUGAGAUUCUAUUUUAGUACAAUUUAAUUCUAGCCAGUCUCACGUUCCAGUGUGUGUAGCAAAUCACCAAAAGAGCUAACAUCUACCAUGAAUAAAUAAUAAUACAGCCUGUAAAAAAGCAAAUACAAGAGACACGAAUGCAUGUACAUGUGUCAGGGGAGCACGCAUGUUAAUGUCAAACCCAAGUUGUCACAACUAUUAGUUGAACUGUUAUCACCCUCUUCGCAGUUUAUUUUGCCUGGUUUUCAAAUAUGGCUACACACACCCCCUUACUUGAGCUGCAGGUUGUAGUUCCCUUGUCAUUAAUUUUAUAAAAGCCAGAAGGGAAUACACAGAAAUCAGUUUAGCAUGUGGGCAGUGGCAGAACAUAGUCAUGUAUACCUUGAAAAAUCAGACCAUAGGAUUUUACAGUUUGUCAUUUUUAAUACCAUUCAGUGUUAACCACUGUGUCUGUGUCUGCAUGCCCGCAACUAAAACCAAGUCUCCCUAUGGCCAUAAAUCUCUUUACAAGAACCGCUUUCAAAUUCAGGUCCUUUAAACCACUUGCUUGAAAUUACCCAAACUUGGAUGUAUCUUUUAAUGUUGUCAAUUUCAAUUUUUUAGACUUUAAAAUAAAUUGAUGUCAAAUCAUUGUUUCUCUAUUAACCAUGCAAUGUUUAUUGCAUAUCAUGCUCACAUAUAUAAAGUAGAUAAACAUAUUUGUCUGGUUUCUUGGAUGCAGAAGAAGUUGCAGAACAAAAAAGAUGUGUGUUGGAAGGAACAUCACAGCCAUGCUUUGUUGUCCUGAGAACAAGCUUGUCCUGUAUCCAGGCAUAUGCCAGCAAGAUGAUCAUAUUAUUACCUGGAAUCCUUUUUGUGUGUCCUUUUUUGUUUUCUGUACUAGCUCUGAAAUAGAUUAGUUUUUAAUUUUGCUCUGCUCUUGUGAUGUCAUACAUAUUUUUCCAUUAGAUCAGAUUAAUAAUAUUUUAUUGUAUCACCUACCAGUGUAUAACUCCUUUGUAAAUAUUCACGAGUUAUUUAAAAGAUAUAGCAACUUACAGUUUUUAUACCAACACCUGAAUGUGCUUUUAUUACAUUAGAUAGGUUAACGUAUAUUUCUAUGUAAAAAAAAAAAAAAAAAAGAAACAAACAAACAAAAAGCAAAGAGCCCAUUACAGAUUAACUUCGUAACAGCUGGGUGUCUUUCAUAGAGUCCAGAUUUAGCAAAUUGUGCAAGAUAUAUGUGCAGCUUGUUUCAGCAAAUUUAUCAAAGCUUUUUUUUUUUUUUUUUUUUUUUCGUUUCCUCAAUUCAUAUCCAAUGUUUUUGAAUGCAAAUAGUGUGUUGACUGGAUGCGUGCCUGGCUGUUGAAUGCCCUCCUGUAUCUGCAUGCUGUUGGUUGGGAUCAUCCAUGCACGUUAAACAAAAUGCUGCAUGCUACUAAGUAUGAAACCCCGAGGAGUUACAAUCUUAAAGAUGGAUCUAGGGUCCCCAAAUUUAACCUGGGCCCUCACACAUCAAGUACCUUAAGAGUGCUGAUCUGAGACCAGCCAGGCUGUUUUAGAUUUGGCUGUUUGGGUUUUGUCAGUGCUGUAUCAAAGUCUACAAGGUUUUGAUGAAAGAAGAACAGGUGGCAAGUUUUGAAAGCGCUCAGAUUCAAGGCAGAUUGGUAAGCUGUGCAACUCGAAGAACAAAGAACCCAUCAUCAUUAUUAUUAUCUGCAAUAAUUAGAUUAUAGAUUUGCUGAAAAUCCCACACAUUACUUUUAAAGUGACAUGUACUCUUUUUUUUCCCCUGUGAACUGGCCAUUGGUUCUAGAUCAGUCCUCUUAUCUGUAGAAGCUUGAUUUCUGUGGCCCCUGGUUCCCUUUACCUUUACCUGUUUUAGGGCGAUGUGGAUCACUGAAUCCAGAUCUGUUGUGAGAUAUGAUUCAAUAGCACUGCUCUGUCACUAGACCAGUGGGACCACUCGCUCUAUAGUGUCUCAUCAGUGGGGCUUAUGUUAUGAUAUUAAUGUUGUGUUGUCAGUUUGUAGGUUUUUUGUUUUGUUUUGUUUUGUUUUGUUUUUGUCAGUGUUGUCAAUUUUAUUUCUCUAGUCUGUGCUCAAAUAAUUCAGGAAUGUUCAAAGGAAAUAUCAGUGUAGAAAACUCAUAUCUGACUGACAAAUAUAUAUAUAUAGUAUGUAUGGAAACCUUUUUAAUAUUUUCUCCCUGUUUUUCUAAGGGUUGUGUUCUCUCCCUGUGUUGGCUAUUGUGUAACCUUUCGCCUGUGCCAAACCGGAAAACGCCAGAACCCGACAAUAGCAGCGUUGCACUACCUGUAGUUAUACUGAUGACUCUCUGUGGCAGCUUCUCUCUGUAUAGGCUGAGACCUGCCUGAAGCCACACCCGCUAUACACUCUCUGUCUGCCGCAUAACAUAUUGCAUGUAGCCAUGAGUGCACCAAUGCACAUUGAUGUCAGUACAAUUUACCGUGGUAAAGUUAGGUAGUCGACUCAACUUUCGCAGUAAUCAAUUAGUAGAUCUUCUUCCCAAGGAGCCAGUCUAGCCCUGGGCGCAACUCCCUGAACAAGAUUUCAACUUCUGGAGCGUUUGAUUCAGUGUUUACAGCCUCAAAAGUGGGCUGUAGAGAAGUGAGAGAAAAUGCUCCACAUAAUGUAUACUGUAUGUUCACACAGGACAUACUCAGCAACAGAUUUGCCCUUGUCUUAACCUCUCCUAAACUGCAUCUCUGUAUAUGUUUACAUAAUGGCCCAGGUCUAAUGAGAGGAGUCCAUCCCAUCCAAGUUGAAAACAUCCUUAAUGACAGUAAACCUCUGUAAAAGCUGUUUCCCUUUUCCUACAGCUAUUUUCAUUUCCUUUAAGGAUACAUUACAGUCGAAGGCAUAAACGGCAAUUCAGAAUCACCCUUCCCCUUCUGUGCCUUCCCUGACCUGGACCGAGAUACAUUUCCCUCUCAGUCUUCAUCCUCCUCCUCCUCGUCCAUCUGUCCAUUCUCUCGGCCACAGCCAACUGGCCAUGCGGUGAAAUGUAGUAGAGCAUUACCUAGCGUACAAUCCAAUGUGACAUUAGCACUUUCUAACCCAGUAAAGUUGAUUUAAUCUCUUCAGCAUCUGGUCAGUAAAUCAAAACCGUGAGCACAACAUCUUGUAGACUGGGGCCAAUAUGUUUUACAACCAGAAAAACUGUACAAGUUGACUGAUCCUUUUUGUGUUAACGUGUCCGCUUUACCUUUUACCUCCCUGUGCCUAUUAACAACUGAAUGAUUUAGUGAGUUAAUAACUGAAUUUGUGAAUACACAAGUCAACAAGUGAGUUUCUAUCAGGAAUAUCCCAGGAUGGGUUUAGGUGGUGGGGGAGGCGAAGGAACAAUGAGCAAGUGAUGGAUGGGGAUUGGCAUAGACGAAUGAAGGGAUGGAUGAGUGAAGAAUGGUUUGAAGGACAACCCCCGUGCCUCGUCAUAUUGACCCAGCCCUCCUGUCUUCUAGUGUACAUCCCACUGUCUCUCUACCUUUCUCUGUCUCUUCCUUCUUCAGUGCCUGGGCAAUCAAUCCGUCAUCAUAUCAACAAAGCCCUCCUCUGGUCACCUUUAAAAACCCAUCAGUUUGCAAAAGCAGUUUCAUUUUCUUGCACACAGCUCACACUGCUGACAGUUCCCCCUUUCCUUAGUCCUCCUCUCUUCAAAUUCUCUCUAAUGUACCGUAGGAAAGAAAUUAGCAAAAUGUUCUAUGGGUUUGACUUUGUUUACACCAGAUUCUCGAUUCUGUUUUCUUCAUUUUUAAUGUAAUUGAUGUGAAUGGCCAGACAAUACACUGACGUGAAGAUACUAUCUUAAAUGUCAGGAUUCGAGGGGGGGGGUGGGCUGCUCUGAUUUGUUUUCUUUUCAAUUGGCAUUUGUCACAUUUCUUUUAGGCAUAUGUAUGCUUUAUAUGCAUCUUGUUUGACAUCUCUGUGCUUAGACAAUGCUCUCCGCUGGUUCUGUGUCCUGUUUGUUGUGAAAAGAGCAACGUGAAGUGAAUUGCCAUCUUUUUGGCCAUACAGAGCACAGCAUCAAUGAAAUGCGGGAUUGCCUUAUCUCUUAACCCAUACAGUGACAUCAUCUGUUAUUCUCCCAUCUUUGUUCAUUUAUAAACCAAGCGCUUCUUCUGUCUUUGUACAUAAAUGAUUUAGAUAUCUACAUAGACUGUAAAACGAAGGAAUAUAUUGUAUUUUGCAAAUGGUGUAUGUUCGUUUUCCUCCCCCCCGCCCGUCAGCCUGAAACCUUUAAAAUGAGUCUGAGCUACUUACCUUGUAAUCGAUUGUGUCAUUUGUACCUAAUGUAUGAUAAUACAAAUAAAAAAAAAGGAAAAUGAUA